AUGCAUUUGCCGCUCCUGGUGGCAGCCAGACAGGACAGACAGACGCCUCCAGCGGAUCAUAGCCAUACGGGCGGAGGCGAGGGCGAGGGCGAGGGCGUAGGCGUAGGCGAACCCCUAGCGGAUUCUUCAUCAUCCGGAGCCACUGUGGCGCCCGUCAGCAUCGCCGGUCCCGGCCGCCUCGCUCGCAGCUUGAACGGCUUGGGCGGCACCAUCAGUGUCGGUGGCCAUCAUCACCAUCACCUGCAUCAUCACUACGCUCCCUACGCCCCCUCGCCGUAUCAUCCGGUGCAGCCGUAUAGCGGUGCAUAUCCGCCGGCUGCCUCACAUCCGCCCGCAAUGGUCACCUCGUCGUCUGCCUCGCCAACGGGCAAUGGCUGGAGUAGCACCACCGGUGACUUCAAGGGCACCGUGGCGGUCACAGCUGUGGGAGCGGGAACGGGUGCAGCGGCCGGUCAGGGAGCCACCACUGCCACCGCUGGUGCAGGAGGCACUGCCUCCGAGGUCCUGGCUGUGUCUAGCAGCGCCAGUGUGGGCAGUAGUUCACCCACCGGUGGUGCUAGCAAUGGCACUGCACACAGUGGACACAGCGGCAGCACCACCAGCAAUGGUAAUAGCAACAAUAACAACAACAGCGCCGGCAACAGCAAUAACAACAACAAUAACAAUAAUAACAAUAACAAUAAUGCGGUGCAUCAGGAUCUGUUGUGGAUGGAGCGAUUGGUCCAGAAGCGACAACAGGAGCAUCCCGGUGAACUAGUGCGCACGAGCAAUCCGUACUUCCUGUGCUCCGCCCUGCCCUCCCAUUGGCGCUCCAAUAAGACGCUACCGCUGGCCUUCAAGGUCGUCGCCCUGGCGGAGGUGGGCGAUGGCACCUACGUCACCAUCCGGGCCGGAAACGAUGAGAACUGCUGUGCGGAGCUACGGAAUUGCACUGCCCAGAUGAAGAACGAUGUGGCCAAGUUCAAUGAUCUGCGAUUUGUGGGACGCAGUGGAAGAGGAAAGAGCUUUACCCUGACCAUCACGGUGGCCACGAGUCCGCCACAGGUGGCAACCUAUGCCAAAGCCAUCAAGGUGACCGUCGAUGGACCCCGGGAACCGCGAUCCAAGACAAGUCCCACAGGAGGUCCUCAUUAUCGCGCCUUGGGCAUUGGCCAGCGUCCCUACAUCGAUGGCUACCCCAAGGCUCUCCACGAGCUGGAGACACUGCGUCGCUCGGCAAAAGUGGCGGCUGCCACAACAGCCGCUGCGGCUGCGGCAACGGCGGCCACAGCGGCUACUGCUGUUGCAGCCGCCGCAGCAGCGGUGGCGGUCACGCCCACCGACGGCGGUGGAGGUGGAGGAGGAGGAGUCGGAGGAGUAGGAGUGGGAGGAGUAGGAGUUGGUCCCGGAGCCGGACUGGUGCAACAAUUGAGCAGCAAUUACUCAUCGCCGAAUAGUACAAUCAACUCGGACUGCCAGGUCUAUAAGCCAAAUGCGCCGCACAUUCAAGAAACCGAUCUGAUGGGCGCCGGCGAAUGGACGGGAUCGUCGAGUUCGGCGGCGGCUUAUUACCAUAGCCACGCCCACCAUCAUCCUCACGCCCAUCAUCCGCAUCACGCCCAUGCCCACGCCCACCUGCAACACCAGAUGGCCUUGCCGCCGCCACCUCCGCCACCAGCCGCCGCUCCCGUUUCGGUGGGCGGCAACGGUGCCACCAUGGGCGUAGGCGUGGGCGUGGGCAUGGGAAUGAAUCAUUUUGGCGGCGGCUACGAUUCGGCGAACUCCCUGGAAGCUGGCAACUAUGCCGCCCACCUGCCCACCGUGCUGCCCGAGAUGCAUGGCCAUGGAUUUGCCACCGAUCCCUACCAGACGGCGGGCUAUGGCAGUGGCAGCGUGGGCGUGGCCGGCGGCGGCAGUGCCUCCAAGUCGGAGCUGGACUACGGUGGGGGCUACAAUCAGGCGUGGUCGAAUGGUUAUCAGAACUAUCAGUAUGGAAGCUGCUCGGCGACGGCCCAAUAUGGUCCUCAGGCGGCGGCACCACCUCCGCCACCACCGCCGCCUCCGGUGGUGCUGUACCCGCAGCUGUACUCCACGGUCAACCAGAACCAGAUCCACCUCCAUUUGCACAGCAGCGAGAAGCUGGAGCAGUACCUGGGCUCGGCCACCGGUGGUGAGCAGCUGACCAUUAGCUCACUGACUGGCCGAUCCAGCAUUGAAAUUGGUGGAAAUCAGGGGGAUCAAUACCAGCAACAGCAGCAGCAGCAGCAGCAGCAGCAGCAGCAGCAGCCGCACCUGACCCAUCCGCAUUCGCAUUCAUCGCAUGGCCAGCAUGGUCAGGUGGUGGAGUCCUCCAAUGAGGUUGGCGGCGUUGUUGUGGAGGCCGCACGGGAGGAGGACGUGGGGGAUCUCACGCCGGUGUGGCGACCCUAUUGACCCAGUCGGAUAACCCGUCCAGUCCCGCCCACCUUUGCCACACACGCCCAUGUCCAUCCGCAUCCGCAUCCUCAUCCGCAUCCGCAUCAACACCCACCGCUGCACCUGCACAUCGAACUGAAUUAGGCGAGCAGCAGGAUCAAGAACUGUACAAUUCUUUUUUUUUUGCCUUUUUUUUGUAGCUAAUAAUGUAAUGUGUAACUUAAUAAACCAAGAUAUCGGACAGAUGUA
Messenger RNA from Drosophila serrata, 2643 nucleotides. It is a transcript of the gene lz, whose product is annotated as lozenge. Gene Ontology annotation, biological process: regulation of DNA-templated transcription. Gene Ontology annotation, molecular function: ATP binding; RNA polymerase II cis-regulatory region sequence-specific DNA binding; DNA-binding transcription factor activity, RNA polymerase II-specific. Gene Ontology annotation, cellular component: nucleus. Lineage: Eukaryota; Metazoa; Arthropoda; Insecta; Diptera; Drosophilidae. The record is from RefSeq and is a predicted model, not a curated record.